Molecule: messenger RNA, 1371 nt
Organism: Cuculus canorus (common cuckoo)
Lineage: Eukaryota; Metazoa; Chordata; Aves; Cuculiformes; Cuculidae
Gene: FADS6
Product: fatty acid desaturase 6
Exons: 7
Coding region: 147-1361 (404 amino acids)
Biological process (GO): lipid metabolic process
Cellular component (GO): membrane
Molecular function (GO): oxidoreductase activity, acting on paired donors, with oxidation of a pair of donors resulting in the reduction of molecular oxygen to two molecules of water
Source: RefSeq, a predicted model, not a curated record
CUGCAUUCGCCCUCCUCCCUGUCCUCCCCUGCUCCUCCCUUCCCCGAAGCGUUGCCGCACGGCACGGGUGUGCGGUGCCGCACAGGCUGGACGGCCGCCACGGAACACCCAACGCCGGGACGGCCGCUGCACCGAGGCCGCCGGAGAUGACGCGGGAGGACGGGGACCCGGCGAGGCAGAGGGGACAGCGGGCCAACGGCGAGGUCAGCGGUGCCCCCCACCCCGGGGGGACAGGGGAUCCCCCACGCCAAGGCACGCCGGCUCCCGACAGCAGCAGGAUGAAGGUGAUGGCAGAGGGACGGGAGACGGGGCCAGCGCUGGGUGACGGGGACGUGACCCCCCGGGGGGCCCCGCAGCGAGCAGGGCAGCGCGGGGAAGCCCUGAUGGCCGAGCUCUCGGAGCUGGUGCGGAAGGUGGUGAAGAGCAGCAGCUGGUGGGAGCGGCACGGCGUGGACAUCAGCAUCCUCGCCUGCAGCUUCCUCCUGCUCCCGGCAGGGUUCCUGUGCCUGCGGUCAGCCCAGGCCAUCCCUUUCCUGGUGGGCGUCCUCACCCUCGGCGUGGUGCAUCACACCCUGACCGUGAAGGGCAGCCACCUGGCCAGCCACAACGCCUUGACUGAGUCCAAGUCCUGGGGCAAAGUGUGGGCCAUCUUCUUCAUUGAGCUCUGCUCAGCUUUCACAGCCGAGCAGGCCACCUACAACCACGUGAAGAUGCACCACGGCUACACCAACGUCAUUGGCCUGGGGGACUCCAGCACCUGGAAGCUUCCCUUCCUGAACCGCUAUGUCUACAUGUUCCUCGCGCCUCUCGCCGUGCCCAUCCUGACCCCCCUGGUUGCACUUGGUUUGUUGAGGAAUGUGGAGUGGAAAGUAGCUCUCCGGACGCUCUGCUGCAUGUUCCUGGGUCUUUUCUGCCACUACUGGCUGUUGGUCCACGUCUCGGGCUUCCAGUCGCUGUGGUCAGCCCUGCUCUGCAUGCUGCUCACCCGCUCUCUCCUGGCCCAUCCCUACAUCCACGUCAACAUAUUCCAGCACAUUGGCCUUCCCAUGUUCGCAGCCGAUCGGAAACCCAAGCGGAUCCACCUCAUGAGCCUGGGCGUCCUCAACCUGCCCCGCAACAUCCUGCUGGACUGGUCCUUCGGCCACUCGCUCAUCAGCUGCCACGUGGAGCACCACCUCUUCCCCAGCCUCUCCGACAACAUGUGCCUCAAGAUCAAACCCAUUGUCUCCCAGUACCUGAAGCAGAAGAAGCUGCCAUACAACGAGGACACCUACGCCUCCAGGCUCUGGCUCUUCCUGCAGAGAUACGAGGAGCUGAUGGUCCACGCUCCCCCCAUAACGGAGCUGGUGGGCAUCCAGUGAGGACACAGGG